Molecule: messenger RNA, 3945 nt
Organism: Cuscuta campestris
Lineage: Eukaryota; Viridiplantae; Streptophyta; Magnoliopsida; Solanales; Convolvulaceae
Source: the annotation of a GenBank genome assembly
AAAUUAAAUUUUGUGCAAAAACAUAUGGAAUGAGGAAGACUUUUUUUUCUUCUAAAAAAGUACAAAAAGGAAUCGUCUCCCGCUUCCACAUAGUGGGAAACAGUGGAAUCUGAUUCGCAGCCGCCGUUGAAUUCGCAUCACAUUUCCUCACGAUCUUAUUUUACGGUCAGUCUCGACGGUAAUCGACUCUCUCUCUCUGCAAUCUUCUUUCAUCGAUAUGUAUGCAUACGGUUUUUGGGGAGAUAUAUUGAGAGUUUACUGGUGCUGAAAUUUGUUCGAGAGAGGAUAAUUCAAGAAUAUUUAGUGCUGAGAAUUGAUUGAUCAGAAUGGUGUGGUUUAGAGCAGGGUCAAGCGUUGCUAAAUUAGCUGUUAGGAGAGCUAUAUCACAACGUUGUUUACCUAUUACUGGGACUCGUAUCUUUCCACAGCAUAGUAGAUAUUUUCAUUCAACUUCUCUCAGGCCCAAGGCUAAGACUGCUCCUAUCCCAAGGGCUGUACCUCUCUCCAAGUUGACUGAUAACUUCUUAGAUGGGACAAGCAGUGUGUAUCUUGAGGAGCUUCAGCGAGCAUGGGAGCAAGAUCCAAACAGCGUGGAUGAGUCAUGGGAUAACUUUUUCAGGAAUUUUGUUGGCCAGGCCACCACAUCUCCAGGGAUUUCUGGCCAAACAAUUCAAGAGAGCAUGAACCUCUUAUUGCUUGUGAGGGCUUAUCAGGUCAAUGGUCACAUGAAAGCUAAACUAGACCCUUUGAGUUUAGAAGAGAGACAAAUCCCAGACGAUCUAGAUCCUGCUUCUUAUGGGUUCACUGAAGCUGAUCUUGACCGUGAAUUUUUUCUUGGUGUUUGGAGCAUGUCUGGCUUCUUGUCUGAAAACCGCCCUGUUCAGACUUUGAGAGCCAUAUUGACACGACUUGAGCAGGCUUAUUGUGGAAGUAUUGGUUAUGAGUACAUGCACAUUUCUGACCGUGAGAAAUGCAAUUGGUUGAGGGACAAAAUUGAGACUCCAACAACAACGGAAUACGGUCGUGAGCGGCGGGUGGUUAUGCUUGAUAGGCUGAUGUGGAGUACUCUGUUUGAGAACUUCUUGGCUACCAAGUGGACAGCUGCAAAGAGGUUUGGCCUGGAAGGCUGUGAAACUUUGAUUCCUGGAAUGAAGGAGAUGUUUGAUAGGGCUGCAGAUCUAGGUGUAGAAAGCAUAGUCAUUGGGAUGUCACAUAGAGGAAGGUUAAAUGUUCUAGGUAAUGUUGUCAGGAAGCCACUCCGACAGAUCUUUAACGAGUUUAGUGGUGGUACAAAACCUGUUGGUGAAGCUGGUUAUGUAGGAACUGGUGAUGUCAAGUAUCACUUGGGCACUUCAUAUGAUCGUCCAACAAGAGGUGGGAAAAGAAUCCACCUGUCAUUGGUUGCAAACCCAAGCCACUUAGAAGCUGUGGACCCAGUUGUAGUUGGAAAAACUAGAGCAAAACAAUAUUAUACUAAUGAUGUUGAUAGGACAAAGAACUUGGGUAUUCUAGUUCAUGGUGAUGGAAGCUUUGCAGGUCAAGGGGUUGUCUACGAGACGUUGCAUCUCAGUGCUCUUCCAAACUAUACGACCGGUGGAACCAUACACAUUGUUGUCAAUAACCAAGUGGCCUUUACUACUGAUCCAAGGUCCGGAAGAUCUUCUCAAUACUGUACUGAUGUUGCCAAAGCCUUGAGUGCCCCAAUCUUUCAUGUAAAUGGUGAUGAUGUUGAGGCUGUAGCUCAUGUUUGUGAACUUGCUGCAGAGUGGCGUCAAACAUUUCACUCGGAUGUUGUCGUUGAUAUCGUUUGCUAUAGGCGAUUUGGGCACAAUGAAAUUGAUGAACCUUUCUUUACUCAACCAAAAAUGUACAAGGUCAUUCGAAAUCAUCCAUCAGCAUUAGAGAUCUACCAAAAGAAACUUCUUGAGACUGGUAAUGUGGGAAAGGAGGAAAUUGAAAAGAUACAUAAUAAAAUCAAUACAAUCCUCAAUGAGGAGUUUGUUGCUAGCAAAGACUAUGUUACACAGAAGAGAGACUGGCUUUCUGCGUUUUGGUCUGGAUUCAAGUCCCCUGAACAGCUUUCACGUAUUCGAAAUACAGGCGUAAAACCCGAGAUCCUGAAAAAUGUUGGAAAAGCGAUCACCACCCUUCCAGAAAAUUUUAAGCCACAUAGAGCAGUAAAAAGGAUUUUUGAUGACCGCAAGAAGAUGAUUGAAACCGGAGAAGGUGUUGAUUGGGCACUAGGGGAAGCACUUGCUUUUGCUACACUGCUUGUGGAAGGAAACCAUGUAAGGUUGAGUGGUCAGGAUGUUGAAAGAGGCACUUUUAGUCACAGACAUUCUGUUCUCCAUGAUCAAGAGACAGGUGAGAAGUAUUGUCCUUUGGAUCAUGUCAUGAUGAACCAGAAUGAAGAGAUGUUCACCGUAAGCAACAGCUCUCUUUCAGAAUUUGGUGUCCUGGGAUUUGAAUUGGGGUAUUCAAUGGAAAAUCCAAAUUCGUUGGUGCUAUGGGAAGCCCAAUUUGGUGAUUUUUCCAAUGGAGCUCAAGUGAUUUUUGACCAGUUUUUGAGCAGUGGAGAGGCAAAGUGGCUGCGUCAGACAGGAUUAGUUGUGCUUUUACCACAUGGUUAUGAUGGCCAAGGCCCUGAGCAUUCCAGUGCACGUUUGGAACGCUUUCUUCAGAUGAGUGAUGAUAAUCCGUACGUUAUCCCUGAGAUGGACUCGACCCUACGGACACAGAUUCAAGAAUGCAAUUGGCAGGUGGUGAAUGUUACUACUCCUGCCAACUAUUUCCAUGUGCUGAGACGCCAAAUUCAUAGGGACUUCCGUAAACCUCUCAUCGUGAUGUCUCCAAAGAACUUGCUUCGUCACAAAGACUGCAAAUCAAACCUAUCCGAGUUUGAUGAUGAACAAGGGCAUCCUGGUUUUGACAAACAAGGCACCAGAUUUAAGCGCCUUAUCAAGGAUCAGAAUGACCAUUCUGAUCUGGAGGAGGGCAUUCGGCGUUUGAUCCUUUGCUCGGGAAAGGUGUAUUACGAGCUUGACGAGGAGAGAAAGAAGGUUGGAGGAAAAGAUGUUGCUAUUUGUAGGGUUGAGCAGCUUUGUCCUUUCCCAUAUAACCUCAUCCAGCGUGAAUUGAAGCGAUAUCCAAAGGCAGAGAUCGUGUGGUGCCAGGAAGAGCCUAUGAACAUGGGGGCAUAUAAUUACAUCGCGCCACGCCUUUGUACUGCAAUGAAAAGCCUUGGGAGAGGCAAUAUGGAUGACAUCAAAUAUGUGGGUCGCGCUCCCUCGGCCGCCACUGCCACCGGUUUCUAUCAGGUUCAUGUUAAAGAGCAGUCGGAGAUCGUGCAGAAAGCCUUGCAGCCUGAUCCUAUCAACCGUCCCUUAUAAGGGACGCCGAUGAUUCAUCCCAUGUGCGUGAUUCAUAAACUUGGUAUUCUUCUUGCUUUCAAAAAAGAAUUUUUUUUCUCCGGGAAACCUGACCAAUUUUUUCUCUUGAUUCUUCCAUGUCAUAAGCAAUGUUCUUUUUUUUUUUCAAAAAAAAAUAUAUGCCAAUAUCCCAAUUUUCGCACAUUUUGUGCUUUCAGUUCUAGGUUUGUAUUUCUCAUCAGUAAUUCAAAGUUUUAUAAAUAUAGAGGUUAAUGGUCUCUGCUUCACCGGCAUCACUGUGAAGUGGGACCAUUAAGCUUUUACACGAGCAAAUUUGUUGAAGAGAAAUAUGAAAUUUCGGAUGGUUAGUAUGAAAUGUGGGAACUUUUUGGCAUGAUUUUGUUUUUAAUACAUCUUUGAGUAUACUUAAUAAUGCACAUUGAAUAAAGGUGUAAUGAGCUUCUUCCCCAAACGGUGAUACACGUGACAGGUCUUUCUUCAUAUCAGAUUUAUUUUAAGAUUUAUUUUAUCUGUUCUCUGUUGUGCUCAAUCGAAAAAGUUACAGAUAGCCAUAUAG